Molecule: messenger RNA, 639 nt
Organism: Chanos chanos (milkfish)
Lineage: Eukaryota; Metazoa; Chordata; Actinopteri; Gonorynchiformes; Chanidae
Gene: igfbp6a
Product: insulin-like growth factor binding protein 6a
Exons: 4
Coding region: 1-639 (212 amino acids)
Biological process (GO): regulation of insulin-like growth factor receptor signaling pathway
Cellular component (GO): extracellular region
Molecular function (GO): fibronectin binding; insulin-like growth factor II binding; insulin-like growth factor I binding
Source: RefSeq, a predicted model, not a curated record
AUGCCUUUUUUCCCAGACGUGCUGGCUCUUUUGGUCGUCAUCCAGCUCAGCCUGCCUGGCUCCUUGUCCCAGAUGUCUCAUCUCAGCCCUCAGAAAGGCUGUCUCACCUGUAACAAGUCCCCAGGGACCGACAAGAAGAAUUACAGAACUUUGCCACGCUCCAGCGAAGAGAGCACCUCUGUGCUGGCAUUAGGAGAACCAUGUGGGGUUUACACUCUGAAUUGUGCAAAGGGGCUUCGCUGCAUCCCUCCGUCAGGAGAGCCAAGUCCCCUACAAGCACUGCUCCAAGGCAGAGGAGUGUGCGCGAAUCCCAAGGCAACCAAUGUCCACACCCCUCCACCCACAGAAUCCCUGCCAUUACCCCCUGAGAGCUCUGAAAAGGGUCCCUGCCGUAAACAACUGACCACAUUGCUAAAGGGUCUCGAGCUUACACACUUUGAGUCUAACCAAGACAUCUACAUCCCCAACUGUGACAAAAGGGGUUUCUUCAGGAGAAAGCAGUGUUGGUCAUCCAGGGGAAUGCAGCGUGGCCGCUGUUGGUGUGUGGACGAGAACGGCGUGAAGAUUCCAUCGCGUACAGGAGAAGACGGAAAUAUUAUCUGUGACAACACACGAAGAGAAUCCGCUACAGCCCUCUGA